Notechis scutatus (mainland tiger snake) is the source of this 3098-nucleotide messenger RNA. It is a transcript of the gene UTP14A, whose product is annotated as UTP14A small subunit processome component. Gene Ontology annotation, cellular component: nucleolus; small-subunit processome. The record is from RefSeq and is a predicted model, not a curated record. NCBI's taxonomy places the organism in Eukaryota, Metazoa, Chordata, Lepidosauria, Squamata, Elapidae. Gene Ontology annotation, biological process: rRNA processing.
AGCCCCGCCCAGCUGGCUAUUAAAUUGCCAGGGACCUCGCCCUGCAAUCGGAAUGAAGGAUGGAAGAGCGAAGUCUGCAUUGGAGUCCAUUCCCAAAGCCUGGGAAUGGGCAAUCGCCAAUUUGCAUAAAAUUCAAAUAAUUAGCAUAGGGGCGUGCCCGCACAGGGCGAGAGCGGCCCCUGGACUGUAAUUCCAAAUGAAGAAAGGGGAAGAGGGCGGAAGUGCUGCAAAAGUCCGGCUUCAAAGGCGGAACUGCCGGUGCGUUUUGCGGCCGAGAGGGCUCUUAGCACGUGUUCUGUAGCCUGUUCGGAAAGUGAAGGUGGUUCCCGUGUUUGGCUGGCAGUGGAGGAGUUUCUGUGGGUUUCCCCCCCUACAUGGAGACUAUGGAAGAGGAAGAUCCCUCCGAGAGGGAGCUGAUCCCGAGCGAGGAGGACGAGGUGGAAGAGGUGGAUGAGGAAGGGGCAGCCAAGAAGCACCGGCAACUGGUAGACGCCCUCACUGCCUUGGUUGGUGGGAAGAGGCGGCGGAAGGUCGAACGUACUGAGGCUAGUGCACAGAUUUCAGAAUUCGAUGUGGGUGGCGAAGGCGCCGGUGAGAAAGUCCAGCUCUCGGAGCUGCUGCAACCGGUUUCUGCGGUGCCAGCUCUGCGCCCUGUUCAAAAACAGCUGAAAAAAGCCCAGCAGAAAAAACCAACUGAAAUCCCACUGAGUAAGGAAGAGACGGAACGGGUGGUCAGGGAAGCCGCUUACACUCAGACAGCCGAAGCCUUGAACAAAUGGGAUCCCGUCGUGAAGCAGAACCGGAGGGCUGAGCAGUUGGUCUUCCCACUGCAGCAGGAGAGCGUGAGCAUUUUGCCCAUUGAGGAAGUGAUGUCAGGUUGGCAGGCACGGACUCCCUUGGAGCAAGAGAUCUUCAGCCUUCUCCACAAAGCCCAGCAGCCGGUGAAGGAUCCGCUUUUGACCCCCCAGGAAAAAGUCUCGUUGAAAGCCAUGAGCCUGGAAGAGGCUAAGCUGCGCAGAAUGGAGCUCCAGAGAGCCCGGGCCUUACAGUCCUACUACGAAGCAAAAGCCCGACGAGAAGGGAAGAUUAAGAGUAAAAAGUUCCACAAAAUACUUAGGAAGGGGAAGAGUCGGAAGGUCCUGCAGGAGUUUGAGACGCUGCGGAAAUGCAACCCGGAGGCUGCCCUGGAGCAGCUGGAGAAGAUUGAGAAAGCACGGAUUGAGGAGCGGAUGAGCCUCAAACACCAGAAUAAGGGCAGAUGGGCCAAGUCAACUGUCAUUAUGGCCAAGUAUGACCUCCAGGCUAGGCAAGCCAUGCAAGAACAGCUGGCUCAGAACAAAGAACUAACCAAGAAGGUCUGUCCUGCCUCAGAAAGCGAAGAGGAAGACGUAGGAGACAACCCUGAAGCUGAGAAAGAUCUUGUUCCAGAUGUCGUCAAUGAGAGGCAUGUCGGAAUGGCUUCUGGCAACCCCUGGAUGUUAGGAAGAAGCCCUGAAGAGUCCAAGGAGAAGCUAAAUCUCCCAGCAGAAGACAGCGGAGAGAGUGAGGGAGAAGAAGAAGAAGAACCACUCAUGGCCAACGAGAAGGACCCGUCUCGAGAUUCUGACGGACGGUGGCAGAGCCUGAAAUGUCAAGAAGACAGGGCUGGGUUUCAAGAACCUGGCAGAGAAGAGGUGCCACCGGAGGCUCCGCCCAGCCCCCCAUCAGGGGACCAGCCCUUCCUGAGCGAGAAGCUGAAACGGAUCCGCACCCUGGAGGACCUGGAGGAGGGCCUGGAGCCAGAAGACACUCCACAAGCAGACGAGAUGCUGCCCCCCAAAGAGACCCCGGCCGCCCAGCCGGCGAGUGCCGAGUCCCUGCCCCAGCCCCCGAUCAGCAAGUCCAGGAAGUCAGCCAAGCAACAGGCCCUGAUUGAUCUCAAGGCGGUUCUUGCUGGAGCACCGUGUGCCAUGCAGUGCCCGCUUGUGCCCGCUGCUGUGCAGGAGGAGCUGGAGUCCAGUGCAAGCCAGAGGCAGAUGAUCCGAGAGGCUUUUGCGAGCGACAACGUCUUGGAUGACUUCCUGAAAGAGAAGCGAGCAGCUGAAGAAGCCGGCAAACCGAAAGUCAUUGACCUGGUCCUUCCUGGAUGGGGCGAGUGGGGAGGCGCGGGGCUGCAUCCAAGCAAAAAGAAAAAGAAAAGGUUCCUCAUCAAGCCAGCGCCUGGACCCCCAAGGAAAGAUCGGCACCUGCCCCAUGUCCUGCUGAACGAACGGCGGAAUGUUUUAGCCGCAGCUCAUCAGGUGAACCAGCUUCCCUUCCCCUUCGAGAGCAGCCAACAGUUCGAACGCAGCAUCCAAGUGCCCGUGGGCUCCACGUGGAACACGCAACGGGCUUUCCAACAGCUGACGGCCCCCCGGAUCAUCACUCAACCCGGCCAGAUCAUCCGUCCCAUCACUGCGGAAGAUACCAACCUGAUCCAUCAGAAGGACAGGUCGACGGCUGCGGUGGGACCGAAAACGGAUUUGGAGUUUACCCUCCCUCUCCGCCAGCCUCGUCCCCACCGUAUCCCAAAGAAGAAAGGCCGGUAGGAGUGAAUUUUGUGCCGAUAUGGCCAAUGGGCACAUUGGCAUCUUAUUGGCACUAUCCAGAAUAGAUGUCCCAUUUCUGGAAUUUUCCCUUCUUUUGCUGAUGUGAUCCUAUCUAUAUGAGGAUCUUAUAUACCUGCUCAGGUGAAAGGUAUAGUUGCUUUCUUUCAAGUUUUAUUUCUCCUUUUUAAAAAAUGCUAAAGAAGCUAGUUUAAAACUCAGCUGAUCCCUUCUUGACCUAAGUUGGGAACAAGCAACCCUAUAAACCCUGAUGCUCUUGCAGGCACCAUAAUAAAAUCUGAAACACGUGCCUUCGAUCUUACAGAAGGCUAAGGCACCAUUUUCACCAGUUCAAAAACCUCAGCCCUUCUCCCAGAAUAAUUGAGACGAUUCUUCCUGUUUGGCGAACAGGUUUAAGAUACAAGCACCUUAUGGCACCUCAACCCUGCCAGACGAAAAAAAAAGACAGAACAUUUCACUCAAUUGUCUGUUUAAGGCCUCUGUGUUGUUGCUCGUAAUUCCACUGUCCUUAAG